CUCGGGAGCGGGCUAACAUUGUGGCUCCCAACCAUUGCCCAACGUCACGAUGCUGUACAAAGUGGCCAACGUCAUCACUGGCUCGGGCGCUGAGGCCUCAACCCCCGACGAAGGCGCCUCCCUUACCUCUGUGCUGGAGACUCCCACGCUGCGGGUCGAACUCGCACUCCUCGUCCUGCUAUGUACCGAUGCAAUGCGCAGCGACCUGAUCGCUACCUUCGACCCGAACAAGACUCACGAAACUGCCUCUUCAACUGCACCCCCUCCCCCACCUUCGCCGAAGCCCAGGACCUCCCCCGCACAGGACCUCAUAAGCUUUGAUGAGCCUCAAGACGAGGCUCUGAUAGUCGCGGAAAGAGCUAGGCGAGUUCGGCAGAGAGAAGUAGAGUCGACUCAAAUGCAGGGGCUGCGUCGGGGCGCACUUACCUUCUUCGAUAAAUGGCGUGCCGGUGUCAUGCACCGCAUUUGCGAUGUGCUCUGCGUGCGGGGAGAGGUUGUGCGGCAGGCGAAAGCGAAGAGGAAGCAGGCAUUGGAUGAAUCGGAGAGAAUUAGCCAGGGGAACUCACUACUCGUUGACUUUGGUGGGGAUCCUUUCGGCGCUGUCGACCACCGGGGCAAGGGCAAGAGAAGUCACGGAUAUUAUGAGGUCAUUGAGACUAAGCUUUUGGGAUUCGAUGAGCCGAAGAAGGUCCUCAUUCUCCAUUGCCUGCUCUUGUUGUUGCUCAGCUUGGAGCACUACCCAGCACAUUCACGAGUUCUUCUUCUCCACUUAUCCAGUAGCCUAGAAAUCGAGGUGGACGUCUUGGCUGAGCAUGAGAAGUCUGUAGCCCAAGGCCUCCUCGCAUCGGCUGCCUCUCAGAUGGAUGCUGAGGAAUCCGCCAAGAAACAAGCAGCGAACGACUCAGCCUCGCGAAAGUGGAAGAUCGGCCUGGCCGCCGUUGGCGGUGCGGUUCUUAUCGGUGUCACCGGGGGUCUGGCUGCUCCACUCCUGGCUGCCGGCGUUGGGACUGUGAUGGGUGGCCUAGGCCUGGGAGCCACCGUCAUCUCGGGCUAUCUUGGAGCACUUGCUGGAAGCACUGUGCUCGUUGGGUCAUUGUUUGGUGCUUAUGGUGGGAAGAUGACUGGAAGGCUGAUGAAGCAGUACGCACGGGAAGUACAGGACUUUGAGUUCAUCCCUAUUCAAGAUCCGGAACGCCCGUCGGCCCAACAUUCGCAUGAGUGGUCUGAAGACCAAGAUGCUCGUGAUCCAAGCAAACGUGAACAGCACCGCUUACGGGUCUGCAUCGGCAUCAGCGGGUGGCUUAACUCUCCCUCCGAUGUCAACAAGCCUUGGGAAGUAAUUGAGGCCUCCGGCAUCGAGCCCUUCUCGCUCCGCUUCGAAAUGGAUGCCAUGCUUCGUCUCGGGAACUCUCUCAAUGAUGUGCUCUUUAGCUAUGCAUGGGAUGGGGUGACAUAUACCGUCGUUAGCCGCACCCUUCUUGGUGCUCUCUACGCCGGACUAUGGCCGCUUGGCUUGGUCAAGGUUGCGAGCGUGCUGGAUAACCCCUUUUCCGUCGCCCUCGCUCGAGCUGACAAGGCUGGAAAGGUCCUCGCUCGCGCCUUGAUAGACAAAGUUCAAGGCGAACGACCCGUCACCCUGACAGGUUACUCGAUAGGAGCACGCGUCAUCUACUCUUGUUUGGUUGAGCUUGCCGAGCAGAACGCUUUCGGAUUGGUGGAGUCUGUGGUCCUCAUGGGAGCACCCGUCCCAUCCGAUACCCGCUCUUGGAGACAGAUCCGCUCGGUUGUUGCAGCCCGUGUCGUGAACGUAUAUAGCACUGAAGACUACAUCCUCGGAUUUCUCUAUCGAGCAAGCAAACUUCAGAUAGGCGUUGCUGGACUUCAGGACGUCAAGGGUGUCUUUGGGAUUGAGAAUGUAGACAUGAGCAAACUGGUUAACAGUCACGAUAAGUACCGUUUCCUUGUCGGGAAUAUUUUAACCAAGAUUGGCCUCGGAGACAUCGAUUUUAGUAAAGUAGCAGAACAAGAAAGAGCCUUGGAACUCGUGGAGAGGAAGAAGAAACAAGUCCGUGAACAUGUCAAGAAGCACAAGCAGGAUACUCGGCAAAGGGAUCCUUCCGCUGCUGGGCCGUCGGAAUUGAUCGUCGUACAAGACAAAAAGACAAAUGAUUUUGCGGACGCCUCAAAUCCGACACCAAACCUCCCGCUUUCCGCAGACGCCCGUAGGCAAUUGCAACGGCAGAUAACCACACAGAGGACCGGCCAGCAACCUGCGCCGGCGCCGUCACCAGUGAUGGAUCCUCUUUCAGGCAGUAUCCCCAUACAGACGAGGAAUGAUACCUCUUCGAAUUCACCUCACAUCAGUCCAGCGCCUUUCCCAGUCGCCUCCCUGACUCACAGACAAAUCCCUUCGAACAUGGUUCCAACGCCCCCGGCCCCUCCGAGGAGUAACGAACUCGUGGAUUCUUCUGAUGACGAAGAAGAUCCUAAGAUCGUGAUGAGAGAUAUCGAUGAUCACAAGUUCUCGCCUCCUAUGGAUGAAAUGAUGCGUAUGUCCGUGAAGCAGCCGGAGCCGCCAGAGGGGAUUCCUACGGUUGCGUUAACCUCAGUCGAACCAGAGGAGGAGAGCGAUGAUGAAGUAAGCAGCGAGUUUGGAGAGCUGAGCAUGGUAGAACCGUUGCCGUUGGAUGAUGGGGAUAUGGGUUUGAUGUAGUAAUGGGUGGGCCCGUUGGCGAGGGAUGUGUGACUGCACUGUCAUGGGCCCUGGACUAAUACCCUUUCUCAUUUUGUCUAAAUACUGUUUUAGUCAAUUCUGAGAGUAUUUUGUUGGGUUUCGAAGAGGUUCAUCGUCUAUUUUUGUGAUGAUUCUUCAUGACCUCUGCAUUUAUCAACUCCGUUGCUAGUAUUCGUGGCUGAACACUGACACACUAUGGGACUUGUUUGUGUCAAGCAGCCGUGAAAGACCUUCACCACUUUCAUGUAGCCCGUUAAUGUCACAAC
Lindgomyces ingoldianus is the source of this 3000-nucleotide messenger RNA. Its product is annotated as DUF726-domain-containing protein. The record is from RefSeq and is a predicted model, not a curated record. Bases 50 to 2713 code for a protein of 887 amino acids. Lineage: Eukaryota; Fungi; Ascomycota; Dothideomycetes; Pleosporales; Lindgomycetaceae. The transcript has 2 exons.